Messenger RNA from Choloepus didactylus (southern two-toed sloth), 1457 nucleotides. Its product is annotated as potential E3 ubiquitin-protein ligase ariadne-2-like. NCBI's taxonomy places the organism in Eukaryota, Metazoa, Chordata, Mammalia, Pilosa, Megalonychidae. The coding region runs from base 560 to 1297 and encodes 245 amino acids. The transcript has 4 exons. The record is from RefSeq and is a predicted model, not a curated record.
GAUGCUGCAGGGGGACCCCCUUCAGAGCCGGCAGGGCAUGGACGGGGCCGGGGCUGCAGGACCCCUGCUCCGCUGCGCGCCCUCUCGGCCUCAGUGGGCCCCCGGGCAGAGGGUGGAGGGUCGGGACAGGCUGCGGGGACAGGACCCCAGGGCUAAGGGGCGCAAAGGGAGGGUGCCCUGGGGAGCGGGGUCCCCACCCCCACUCAGCCCCUCCCUGCUCUCUGCAAAGCUGACCCCACGGACCCUAGGGCGCGGGGGCGGGGCUGAAGGGCGCGGGGGCGGGGCCCUCGGUGGGGUGGAAACCCCCUACCUGCCGCCCUCAGCUCCCCAGCCCUGGGCCCUGCAGGAAGGAGGGCUGAGGCCAGGGGACAGGUGGCCCCACCAUGAGCCUCUCUAAGACAGAGGACUCCGAGCCGCCGCUCAGGUUCGUGAACAGCAGAGACGAGAUCACAGCCCAGAGACCCAGCGCAGCCGCCCGUGGGCACCAGGUCCCAGCCCCCACGCCUGACCAGGCCCUUGACCCACAGGGGACGAGUAUGACGGAACCCAGAGGGUGCAGAUGAGCUGCGGGCACGGCGUGGACCCCGGCAGUCUGACGGCCUGGUGCCGCAGCCUCAUCGACCAGGACAGAGACCCCCAGACGUGCCCUGUGUCCUGCCGUCCUUCCCAGGGCCGCUUCAAGCUCCACUGCCCUGCCGAUGUCAACGGGGGCAAGUGUGGGGCCGAGUGGUCCUACCCGGAGGUGCGCCGCUGUGCCCUGCUGGACGACGCAGAGCAGGGAGAGUUUGAGCGGAAACUGGCCCUGACUGCGGCGAGACUCUACUGUGACUUUAAGGAGUGCCCGAGCUGCAAGAGCCUGGUGGAGCGCAAGGACCUGAGCCACCUCCGGGUGCUGUGCACGAUCUGCUCCGCCUCGCAGGGGAAGACCUACGAGUUCUGCUGGCAGUGCCUGCGGGCCUGGAAGGGGUCGGGCACGCCCUCUGACCACUGCGCCAACCAGGGCUGCACGGACCCCAACCUGCAGGUCCUGGCCACCUGUGUCACCAAGGACCUCCCUGGCAGCGAGAUCCGAGGCUGCCCGUCCACCCGGGCCUGCCCCACCUGCGGGCUGCUCAUCGAGCACAAGGACAAGUGCAAGUACGUGCUGUGCGCCCGCUGCCACGUGGAGUUCUGCUUCGCCUGCCUGGACGCGGCGUCCACCUGCAAGGCCGCCAAGGGUGGGGCCUGGUACCAGUGGUGCGCCAAGCCCCUGGCCCCACGGCAGACCCGCAUCCCCGUGUGGAGCCGCAAGGACUGACCCACGGUGGGGCAGGGGCUGGAGAGGGAGGUGACAAACCGCACUCCUGAGGGUCAGCCCUGGAGGCCGGGGUGGGGGGGCCUGGCCAUUGUGAUGUCCUGACCGCCCACUCCUCUGUGCUACUCCCCUCCUCUGUGCACAUGACCGUUUUGGAAACCCA